This is a messenger RNA of Mucor velutinosus, 1146 nucleotides long. Its product is annotated as catalase A. Gene Ontology annotation, biological process: protein transport. The transcript has 2 exons. NCBI's taxonomy places the organism in Eukaryota, Fungi, Mucoromycota, Mucoromycetes, Mucorales, Mucoraceae. Gene Ontology annotation, cellular component: cytoplasm. The coding region runs from base 1 to 1146 and encodes 381 amino acids. The record is from RefSeq and is a predicted model, not a curated record.
AUGUUUCGUAAAUCUGUUUCCAUUGAUCUGGUGGAACCGAUUGUUUGUUUGCGAGGACAGCCUAAAGAUAAACAGACAAUCAAUAUUCUUCGUGGUGCAGUUAGAUUGCAAUUAUCGCACAGCAUGUUGAUUCACAUUAUUACUAUUCAGUUUGUGGGUGUAUCCAAGACGUUGUGGCCGGAAGCUUCCCAACAUUGGGAUAAACACAUUUUGGUAGAUUCCACUAUUCCCGUUUGCAAAAAUUCAGUACUACUCAAAAAAGGUACACAUUCAUUUCCAUUUGAGAUUCUGUUGUCCAAUGCACUCUCAGAAUCAAUUGAAUGCGGACUAGGUAAUGUUCGUUACAAACUCCUUUGCCAGGUGCAUGUGAAACCAAGGUUCAUAUUCAUCAAUAAAUCAAUCCUUCACACUCAGAGACCUGUUGUCUUGGUGCGAUUACCAACAUUGGAAAGUCAACAGCAGUGCAUUACUCAAACGCAUGUCAUAAAUGAUCGUGGUGGCCAGUUGACAUUAGUCAUUGAAAAGUCGCAUUUGAUUCCGGGCUCUCUGAUACCCAUUUCGUUCUAUUUUAGUUCUUCAUCUCAGGUAGUUGCAGUAGAACAGAUAGACGUAAAACUGAUUGAACGCCAAAAGUACAGAGCUCCCUCCAAACAAACAAACCGCGUUUUACAUCAUGAAAUCGCGCUGUCAUCGCCAUCAUCAGCGACACCACCAUGCUUUCUAGACAACGAGCUACGAUGUCUGUAUGCAGUACCCAGUAAACAAACUAUCCAAGUGCGUGCCUCCACAUCAUAUCCAAACAUUCGUGUUCGCCAUUGGAUUCAAAUAUACCUAAGGUUGGAAUUAAAAGACCAGUCUGUAAAGGACCUGCAGAUGGAUGCACCCAUCUCAGUCUUACUAGAAUCAGUGGACGACUAUUUGAAUCUACCUGUUUAUACCAGUAAAAGCAACUAUAGUAGUAGCAGUAAUGCACUACCUACAUCAGCAUCUAGUACAACCUCUUUCUCUUCCUCCGUAUGGCUGCAGAAAUUAUAUCCCAUCAAACAACAUGCUAAUGAUCCGCUAAAAGUGUACACAAAUCAAAAACACCAUUUGAUGAAGCUCAUCACUGCACCUCCGCCAUUGUAUGAAGAAAUUCUCGCGUAA